AUGUACAUACAAUCAAACUUCGUCGCCGCCGCCCGCGCCUGCCUGGCGCUGCUGCUCCUCGCCCUCCCCGACACCGCCUCGGCAACCACCUCCUCCAAGCGCGGCCUCGUCUUCACCCCCAACUCGUCCUGGCCCCAGGACAACUACAUCUGGCCCCGGCCGCCCUCCGACCUGACCUGGUACUACAACUACGGCGCCAGCCCCUCCCCCGUCUACUCCAACUACACCCAGGACCAGUUCGAGUUCGUCCCCAUGCUCUGGGGCGCCCCCUCCGACCUCUCCGACACCACCUUCCUGACCACCGUCAAGAGCCUCAUCAAGACCCGGCCCAUCUCCCACGUCCUGUCCUUCAACGAGCCCGACGGGCCCUCCGCCUGGGGCGGCUCCGACAUCCCGCCCUCCGUCGCCGCCCAGGUAUGGGUCAACAACUUCGUCCCCCUGCAGGACCUCGGCGUCAAGGUCGGCCUGCCCGCCUGCACCGGCGGCUGGGGCGGCGUCCCCUGGCUGACGCAGUUCCUCGGCAACUGCAGCAACCUCAUCAGCAAGGGCAAGCCCGACGCCAAGAACUGCACCUACGACUUUGUGCCCAUCCACUGGUACGGCAACUUUGACGGGCUGGCCAGCCACAUUGGCACCUACGCUGCUGCCUUCCCCAACAAGUCCAUCUGGGUCACCGAGUACAAUUUCGACAACCAGGACCUCGAGGCCACCCAGUCCUUCUACAACAUGUCCUCCCAGUACAUGGACCGCCUCGCCGAGAUCGGCCGCUACUCCCUCUUUGGCGCCUUCCGCUCCUCCGUCUCCAACGUCGGCCCCAACGGCGCCAUGCUCAGCGCCGGCGGCGAGCUGACCGACAUAGGCAGCUGGUACCUCGGCGGCAGCGCCACCGGCGUCGCCCCCACGAGCAAGAAGGGCGCCGCCGCCGGGCCCCCCAGGGCCUGCACGGGCCUCCUCGUGGCCCUCGCCGCAGGCGCCGGUGCCCUAGCCCUCUCCGGCUUCUAG
Messenger RNA from Thyridium curvatum, 1002 nucleotides. RefSeq lists its product as uncharacterized. Gene Ontology annotation, biological process: fungal-type cell wall polysaccharide metabolic process. The coding region runs from base 1 to 1002 and encodes 333 amino acids. The transcript has 2 exons. Lineage: Eukaryota; Fungi; Ascomycota; Sordariomycetes; Thyridiales; Thyridiaceae. The record is from RefSeq and is a predicted model, not a curated record. Gene Ontology annotation, cellular component: fungal-type cell wall.